UUUUUCCGGUGCGAGAACGUUAUGUGUGGGCUGGGGCUGCUGCCUUCUUGCUUGAUUGGCAGUGUGUGGUGAGGGUGUGACGUUGUUGCAGGCGUUGAUGCAAGGGCUGCUGCCACAGCGAUGGAAGCAAAGAAGACAUCACUUGUUCACGACACACACAGAGCUGUCUGUCUGUCACUGCCGCUCUUCUUUGCUUUGCCCUGCUUCUUUUCCUUCUCCUUCCUCAUCAUUCGUUCAUUUCCUGCUCUGUUGAUCUUGACAACCCACACACACGCACACGCACACCAGGCUUGCGUUUGUUCACUCAAUCUUCGUCGCUUUCCUCCCACAACCAAGAACCACCAUGGCGAGCACCGCUAUGGCUGCAGUGCGCCAGACUGCUCCCAGGGCUGCAUCGGCAUUGGCGGCUUCUGUGAGCCGACGACCGCUGUCGCACACAACCGUGCUGCCACCCAUCUCGAACGAGCCUGUUCGCGAGUACCCACCCGAGUCCGAGGAGCGCAUGGAGCUCCUUGCGGCGUGCGCCCGCGUUCGCUCCGAGACAGUGGACAUUCCUUGCGUCAUCAACGGCAAGGAGGUGUUUACCGGCAACACCAUCGAGCAGCGCGCGUGCUCUGACCACCAGCACGCCGUCGCCCGCGUGCACCUCGCAUCUCCGGAGCUCAUUCAGGAGGCCAUUGACACGUCGCUGAGUGUGCGCGAGGAAUGGGAGCAGCUUGACUUUGAGCACCGUGCGGCGGUGUUCCUGAAGGCGGCGGACCUGCUGAGCACCAAGUUCCGCAACGAGGUCCUUGCGGCCACGAUGAUUGGCCAGGGCAAGAACAUGUUUCAGGCGGAGAUUGACGCUGCUGCGGAGGCGGCCGACUUCUACCGCUUUGGCGUCAAGUAUGCCAACGAGAUUUACGCCGAGCAGCCCGCGCACCACGCGCAGCACGUGUGGAACAGGGUCGAGUACCGCGGGCUGGAGGGCUUUGUUGCCGGCAUCCCGCCAUUCAACUUCACGGCCAUUGGCGCCAACCUGGGCGCAACCCCGGCCAUCAUGGGCAACGUGGUGCUGUGGAAGCCGAGCGAGAACGCCGCCCUGUCCAACUACGUGGUGUUCAAGGCGCUGCGCGAGGCCGGCCUGCCCGACGGCGUGGUGAACUUCGUCCCUGCCGCCGGGCCAACCUUUGGCGACAAGAUUGUGUCGUCGCCAGAUCUCGCCGCCAUCAGCUUCACGGGCUCCACGCGCACGUUCAACACGCUGUGGAAGGGCGUGGCAGACAACCUGGACAAGUACAAGACGUACCCGCGGCUCGUUGGCGAGUGCGGUGGCAAGAACUUCCACUACGUGCACAACACGGCGGACCUCGACAACGCGGUGUACAGCACCAUCCGCUCGGCAUUUGAGUACCAGGGACAGAAGUGCUCUGCGUGCUCGCGGCUGUAUGUGCCGGAGUCGAUGUGGCCCGAGUUCCGCGACCGCAUGCUUGACUGCAUGCGCGACAUCCAGGUUGGCGAGCCGGACGACUUCAAGACGUUUAUGACGGCUGUGAUUGACGAGAAGGCGUUUGACAAGAUUGUGUCGUACAUCAACUACGCCAAGGAGUCCAGCGAGAUGGAGGUGCUUGCAGGCGGCGAGGCGGACAAGAGCGUCGGCUGGUUUGUGCAGCCCACCCUCGUGCAGAGCACCAACCCGCACUCCAAGCUCAUGGAGGAGGAGAUUUUCGGGCCCGUCAUCACCGCUUACGUCUACCCAGACGACCAGUGGGAGGAGACGCUUGACCUUGUGAACAAGACGUCACCAUACGGCCUGACGGGCUCCAUCUUCUCUGCCGACCGCAGCGUCAUUGACACGGGUCUCAAGAAGCUGCGCCACGCCGCAGGCAACAUCUACAUCAACGCGAAGAGCACGGGGUCUGUUGUUGGGCAGCAGCCGUUUGGUGGUGCUCGCCGCUCCGGCACCAACGACAAGGCCGGUGCGUCGUCCUACCUUGCCCGCUUCACCUCCAUGCAGGCGGCAAAGGAGUGCCUUCUCUACCUCGAUGACUGGAAGUAUGACCACAUGAAGUGAGCGCAAGCGACCCACACGGGCAUGCACACGCAUGCACCUUGGUGCUCUCUCUGUGCGUCAUGUUGUCGUUGUCGUCAUCGCCAACACCUGCUCGCUUGUGGUUGGCCAUAAUCAUCCCUGUUCUCUUCCCCCUCCUGUUUCUUUCUUCCUCUCUUCUUUGUGUUCGAAACCCCCCAAAGCGAAUCAUACCGACUGUUCCCUUCCAAUCUGAGUAAACAGGCUCCAAGCGA
This is a messenger RNA of Salpingoeca rosetta, 2283 nucleotides long. Its product is annotated as aldehyde dehydrogenase 4 family. Gene Ontology annotation, cellular component: mitochondrial matrix. NCBI's taxonomy places the organism in Eukaryota, Choanoflagellata, Craspedida, Salpingoecidae. Bases 344 to 2053 code for a protein of 569 amino acids. Gene Ontology annotation, molecular function: L-glutamate gamma-semialdehyde dehydrogenase (NAD+) activity. The record is from RefSeq and is a predicted model, not a curated record. The transcript is spliced from 7 exons.